Closterium sp. Naga37s-1 is the source of this 1845-nucleotide messenger RNA. Lineage: Eukaryota; Viridiplantae; Streptophyta; Zygnematophyceae; Desmidiales; Closteriaceae. The record is from the annotation of a GenBank genome assembly.
AUGCUCUUGCGAUCUCGGGUAAGAUCUUGGUCGUCCCUAUUUGGCCGCGUGGCGAUAAUCACGGCUCGACGUGUCGAGCUGGGAACACGUGACCGGGAAUGGAGAAGUAAGGAGGAAGAGGAGGAGGAGGAGGAGGAGGAGGAGGAGGAGGAGGAGGAGGAGGAGGAGGAGGAGGAGGAGGAGGAGGAGGAGGAGGAGGAGGAGGAGGAGGAGGAGGAGGAGGAGGAGGAGGACGAGGAGGAGGACGAGGAGGAGGAGGAGGAGGAGGAGGAGGAGGAGGAGGAGGAGGAGGAGGAGGAGGAGGAGGAGGAGGAGGAGGAGGAGGAGGAGGAGGAGGAGGAGGAGGAGGAGGAGGAGGAGGAGGACGAGGAGGAGGACGAGGACGAGGAGGAGGAGGAGGAGGAGGAGGAGGAGGAGGAGGAGGAGGAGGAGGAGGAGGAGGAGGAGGAGGAGGAGGAGGAGGAGGAGGAGGAGGAGGAGGAGGAGGAGGAGGAGGAGGACGAGGAGGAGGACGAGGAGGAGAUAGCAGUGGAGGAAGGAAGGGGCCUCGGAGGGCAAUGGAGGAGGGGCAGAGGGCACAGGAGAGGGCGAGGAGAGAGGGCGAAUCGCAGGACCGGGGAAAGGGCUCUGGCAUGCCCGAAAACAGUCUCGCCCUCCCCAGUUUCUCCUUGCAACGAAGGAGAGAGCAAGGAGGAGUUUUCCUCCCUCCUCCCUCCAUGCCCCCAGGCUGAUUUCUCACUCACCCUCAAGCUUGUGGCCGCCUCCUCACCCUCCUUUGCACUCACUCCCUCACUCACUUCCCUACACACUUCCUCACCCCCUCGCUCGCUCACUCGCUCCCUCACUUCCUCAAUCGCGUUCUCACUCAGUUUCUCUGCAUCUUUCCUCCAUACUUCAACGCCCUCCCCUCCUCCCUCCGCUCCUCCCUCCUCUCCUCUCUCCUCUCCUCCCUCCUCUCCUCCCUCCUCUCCUCCCUCCUCUCCUCCCUUCUCCCUCCCAUCAUGCCGGCACCUUCCUCCCCCCCCCACUGUCUCCCCCCCCACACCCCCCCCACUUGCAUCAGGUGCUGAAUCAGGUGUCGCAUCAGGUUUUUCGUCAGGUGCUGUAUCAGGAGCUGAAUCACCUGUUGCAUCAGGUGCUGCAUCAGGUGCUGUAUCAGGUGAUAUCUCAGGUGCCGCAGCAUCAGACAUUACUCCUCUAACUCUCCUGUCUCCCACUGCUUCAUCUUCUGUAAAACCAUCUCCCCUCUCACCCAUCCCUCCCCCUCUCCUGCCACCGCUCACCGUCCCCCACACAGGCGAAUCGACCGAUUCUGACUCAAGCAAAUCCAAAACCAGCUCACGUGCCAUUUCCGCCCCCCCCAUCCCCCCCAUCGAUCUCCUCCUCCCUAGAGGAGACUUUCUUCUCGAACUCCCCUGCCUCUCGCUCGUUCCUGUACCCUCAUCAGCCUUAGCCGAUAAAUCAUCAACCAUCCCCCCCACUCCCCCCAUAGACCUCCUCCUCCCCAGAGGAGACUUUCUUCUCGAACCGCCCUGCCUUUCGCUCUUUCCUGUACCCUCAUCAGCCCACCCACUCACAGCCAAUACAUUAUCAACCACCUCCCCCACUCCCCCCAUAGACCUCCUCCUUCCCAGAGGAGACUUUCUUCUCGAACUCCCCUGCCUUUCGCUCUUUCCUAUACCCUCCUCACCCGCUCGAUUUAGAGCCGCUAAACGGUCAGCCAUCCCCCCCAUUCCCCCGAUCGACCUCCUCCUCCCCAGAGGAGACUUCCUUCUCAAACCACUCUGCUUCUCUCGCGUUCCUGCUAUACCCUCAUCUGCCCACCCACUCACAGCCGAUGAAUAG